CACCACCUACCUAACGCCAUUUAACCCGCUACAUCAUGCAAUUGCCCUGCGAGUAAGAAGCUGCUUCCUUUUGGUCAGCGGAAUAAUGACAAACUUCCCAAAACAUAUACUUCUGUUUCUGCUUUUCUCGCACCCUAAAGGUGACUUUCAAGCCAAAGGAAAGAAAGUGGCAGUGCACACUGCAACAGUACCCCAAACUUAUUGAAAUGAGAAAUUCAAGAAAACUCUAGCAGGCCACAAAACUGAAAACCCCUUUUCUUCCUAUAUUUUGUGGAUUCAAGAAAAUGGAAGAUUCGGAGUUGAAUAUGAUGUACGAAAAAGAAAAGCAAAUGGUGAAAGUUUCUGAGAGUAGUUUCAGAAACAGUGUGUGGCCAUCACUGAAGCCAUUUGUCAAUGGAGGGCUUGCUGCGGUGCUUCCUUUGAGUAGUGUGUAUUUUUUGCAAUCAUGCAUUUACCACAGCUUAAACGCCAUGGUCAAGUCGUCGGGUCAAGAAUUAAUCAACCCUAAAUGGCUCCAUCAAACGUAUUUUAAUGUGUCUCAGAGAAUGCCAUUCGUGUUGUCUCGAGGAGGGAUAAACAUGGCUGCGCUACUUGGAUCCUAUGAGAUCUUGACAAGAAAAGUGAAAGUCUUGAAUAAAGGGAGCCCUUUGACCAUCUAUCAGGAGGCUGGUUGUGGGCUUAUCUCUGGAACAUUUCGUGCUUAUAUUUGUUAUCCUCUGAUAGAAGGACAUGUUGCUGCUGGCAUUGCUCAAGCAGUAAACCUUAAAUGUAAUCGCUUUGGACAUAUUUUCAGUACAAUCACACAGGUGGUAAGAAAUGAAGGGGUUUUAGCAUUAUGGAAAGGAGCCCCGCGUGUUAAUCCGGCAUCAAUGGCAUCAUGCACAGGAAUGCUAGUAUCAUAUGAUCGGACUCGGAUUUAUUUGAAAGAAAGAUAUGGUCUAAGGGAAAAUGCUGCACGUUUAGGUGCAGGAAUAUUCUCAGGGAUGUGUUCUGGAGCCUGCGCUAUAUCAAUUCGUUAUGCAGCUGAAAUUAUUGGCUUUAUACGAUCCAAAAGAGUUAAAUCCCCACAUAGUUUUUUAUUCUAUGCCUUAAAAGUUCUUAAGCCAGGUGGAGGCUCUAAUUUCUACUCACGUCUCGGAAAGCAGUCUGUUCGUAAUGCUCCUGGUGCUAUGAUCAUGUGGGUGUUUCUGGAAGCAGUCCGUGAUGCAGAGGAGUCCAUUGGAUUGUAGCACACCUGACUGGAAACUCAACUUCACCGGAAAAUAGUGAAAUGUAUAGGUCAAAAACUAGCCUAGGAAGUUGCUGUAAUCAAAGGAAACUCAGACAAUGUAAUGGCAUCUACUGCUAAUUUAUAUUUGUUUGAGACUAACUAAUUGGGUGACGGUGUAAAUCAUUAGGAGUUCAGUUA
This is a messenger RNA of Nicotiana tabacum (common tobacco), 1408 nucleotides long. Its product is annotated as mitochondrial dicarboxylate/tricarboxylate transporter DTC-like. The record is from RefSeq and is a predicted model, not a curated record. Lineage: Eukaryota; Viridiplantae; Streptophyta; Magnoliopsida; Solanales; Solanaceae.